AUGGCCGCAGAGCAGCGAAGGCUGCUAGAGCAGCUCAUGGGCGCCGGAGCCAUGACUGGCUUCGACCAGCAAGCGCCCAAGCUCGACAUCACCGAUCCGAAGGUCUGCAAAUCCUACCUCGUUGGCAACUGCCCCCACGAUCUGUUCACGAACACGAAACAAGACUUCGGACCCUGCCCCAAAGUCCACAAUGAGGCCCUCAAAACCGAAUACCAGGAAGCCUCGGAACAGCAGAAGCGCGCCUGGAACUUCGACUGGGAAUACUUUCUAGACAUGCAGAAAUACGUGAGGCAGUGCGAUGCGCGCAUUAAGGAGGCGCAAACUCGGCUUGAGAAGACAGUAGACGAGAUCCGUCUCUCCAACCAAUAUCUCAACACCAUCAAAGAGCUCAACAAGUCGAUUGAAGCGGGCAUGCUAGAGGUGCAGAUCAUGGGCGAGGAGGGCAUGGUCAAGAUGGCUGUCGACGAGUUCUACAAGCUUCGCGUCAAGAAGGCUGAGAAGGAAGAGACGGAGAAGAUGCUGCGGAAUUUGACCGAGACGGGCGGCCCUUCAGGACACCAGAAGCUUCAAGUGUGCGACGUGUGCGGUGCGUACCUCAGUCGACUCGACAACGAUCGACGGUUAGCAGAUCACUUCUACGGCAAGAUGCAUCUCGGUUACGCCCAGAUGCGCAAGUCGUACGAUGCACUCCAAAAGAUAGUCAAGGGCCGUGCCCCUCCUGCGCGGGACUCGUAUGCCCCGCCUGGCGAAGACAGGAACGGCUAUGGUGGAGGAGCUUGGGGAGGAGGAGGCUACGGCGGCGGUGGCGGAUUCGGCGGCGGCCGAGGCGGGCGACGCGGAGGUCGUGGUAGAAGAGGAGGCGGUUGGUAA
Messenger RNA from Didymosphaeria variabile, 870 nucleotides. RefSeq names its product splicing factor (gene LUC7). The record is from RefSeq and is a predicted model, not a curated record. The transcript has 3 exons. Lineage: Eukaryota; Fungi; Ascomycota; Dothideomycetes; Pleosporales; Didymosphaeriaceae. Bases 1 to 870 code for a protein of 289 amino acids. Gene Ontology annotation, biological process: mRNA splice site recognition. Gene Ontology annotation, cellular component: U1 snRNP; U2-type prespliceosome. Gene Ontology annotation, molecular function: mRNA binding.